This is a messenger RNA of Cajanus cajan (pigeon pea), 300 nucleotides long. The record is from RefSeq and is a predicted model, not a curated record. NCBI's taxonomy places the organism in Eukaryota, Viridiplantae, Streptophyta, Magnoliopsida, Fabales, Fabaceae.
AUGGCUCCUCCUCAACAGCAACAUAUUCCUCCUAUAGCUCCUCUUCAACAACCAUACAUUACACCUAUGGCUCCUCCUCAACAGCCACAUAUUCCUCCUAUAACUCCUCUUCAACAACCAGACAUUACACCUAUGGCUCCUCCUCAACAGCCAUAUAUUCUUCCCAUGGUUCCUCCUGAACAGUCGCAUAUUCCUCCCAUGGUUCCUCCUGAACAGCUGCAUAUUCCUCUCAUGGCAAAAACGAGCCUAUGGAGAAGCAACGACACUUCUUUUAGGAGCUUGUGGGCGUAUUUGCACUGA